Molecule: messenger RNA, 1865 nt
Organism: Anarrhichthys ocellatus (wolf-eel)
Lineage: Eukaryota; Metazoa; Chordata; Actinopteri; Perciformes; Anarhichadidae
Gene: ppp1r1c
Product: protein phosphatase 1, regulatory (inhibitor) subunit 1C
Exons: 6
Coding region: 11-526 (171 amino acids)
Biological process (GO): intracellular signal transduction
Cellular component (GO): cytoplasm
Molecular function (GO): protein phosphatase inhibitor activity
Source: RefSeq, a predicted model, not a curated record
GUCAGUAAUAAUGGAGCCCAGCAGUCCGAAGAAGAUCCAGUUUGCUGUCCCUCCGCUGCAGGGACAGCUGGACCCACAGGCCGCCGAACAUAUCCGUCGCAGAAGACCAACUCCUGCUACUCUGCAGAUCUACAGACAACCUGGCACAGAUGCUGGAGAUCAACACAACGCCAGCGGAGAGACACAGACUUCAGAGUCGUCUCAGAGGAAGCAGAGCACCUUCGCCCCGCCCACCAUGAAAGAGCUUCAACUGGGGGUGGAGCAGCACCUUCUGGGGGCGGGGCUCUGUGACACAGACAGCCAGCUGAGCCCAAUCACAGCACAGCUCUAUGCCACCGCCUCCCUGUGGGCCAAUCACAACGGUCCAGAGGAAGCCAAUGGGAAUGAGGCGGGUCUGCUGUUAGCCAAUCAGGAAAGAGGAAUGGCAGAGAGCAACAGUUCAGGGGUCCCAUCUGUGUGUGUAGGGAAGCUGAAAAGUUCUGUACCCGAGGAAGACGAGGAGGAAGCCAACCUUCAGGACGACUGAUUCAGGAACGAAAUCUCAGCACAAAAGUGGCGGCCAAUCUUCGCCGAUCUGGACAAACCGACGGCCUCUGGCGUCCAUCUUGAGUGUAGCACCUACAAGAACCAGACAUCGAUCAGCGCGAGUGUUCAUGGACAAAACCGCUAACGUUUAGUUAGAGUCAAACCGGCUUCACUCUAGGACAGGAAACAGCUGACUUAGCACAUUCACUUCAACACGACUCCACUGAUGUCUAACCCCAAAUAUCAUGCUCAUCAACAUUUUAAUGUACCUUUGUUUGUCCCGUUUUCAGUUUAUGAAUAUGGUGGAAGCAUAAUCCCAACAGUUAACCUCAAACAGCCGCCAUUUUAGCACUUUUGGCGGGAAACUCGUGAACCCUGGAAUAACUUGUUUUAAUGCUGCGAGCUAAAUAACUUUGAUGUCAUUAUCAUUUCAAAAUACACGCACCGAAUCUGAAAGUUUAAUUUUAUAUUUGUUCUGCUAGCUAGCUACUACAGUUUAGCCAGGAUAGCUAGCUAGCAAUGGUUAACCACACGUUAGUGCUAGUUAGUUACUACAGUUAUAGAUAUAGCUACUUCAUUGUCAGCAUUAAGUGUCAGUUUACUCUAAAUUAAAUUAAAAUAGAAAAAAACAAUAAUCUUUACAGUUAAAAAACAGUUUAACAUUUGUUUCUGAACUAGCUAAUUGCUAGCUUGCUAACUACAUACAUGACUGAAGAAAUAUCGCAGGUAUUUUCAAGGUUGUUUCCCUCCCCAAAUUUUCAUAAACCACUCUGUGAUCAGGAAUUUGCAGGUGGUUGACACAACAGCUAACACCUACAAUAUACUUAUUUAAAAAAAAAAGAAGUAAUGCAAUAAAUAACAUAACUGUUUAGCUCAUUAAUGUGGAUUAUGAGGCACUGUAGCCUACAGUCAUUUUUCAAAGCAAACAUUUUGACAAUGUAAUUAACAUUAACGAUGCCAGCACUUAUUUGAUUAUCAUUGUUAUGAGAUUUUUCCUUCGGUCAAAAAACCUGCUGUGAAAAAAAGUCAGUUAUAUCGAUAAAUUUGGGUUUCACAACUUUUACAGAUCCCAAGUGAAAUAUCAGUUUACAGUUGACCAGCACAGGUUUUGAUUCAUUUUUUAAAUAAACAUUAAUUUGGGGGUGAUGAAUCAGAUUACUUCAAAGUAAUUUUUGUUGAAUCAAUGAUUUGUUCUUUCAUCUUGUUCCUCUGUAUAUGCAGUAUGUAAUCCUGUUUGUCACAAUAACAGCAAUAAAAUGUCAGCAUUGAUUUCUAUACAUAACAGAUAAUAGGGUAUAAAAUGUGUGCUAUUGCAAUGUCCUAAGAUUACGACAACUUCU